This is a messenger RNA of Notothenia coriiceps (black rockcod), 6114 nucleotides long. RefSeq names its product golgin A2 (gene golga2). Lineage: Eukaryota; Metazoa; Chordata; Actinopteri; Perciformes; Nototheniidae. The transcript has 25 exons. Gene Ontology annotation, cellular component: Golgi cis cisterna; Golgi cisterna membrane; Golgi apparatus. The coding region runs from base 40 to 3072 and encodes 1010 amino acids. The record is from RefSeq and is a predicted model, not a curated record. Gene Ontology annotation, molecular function: protein binding. Gene Ontology annotation, biological process: Golgi organization.
GUGGUUCGGUCCGUUGACCAGAGCAGCAGCAGUAGCAGUAUGGCCGACCAGAGCAGGCAAAUAAAACUCGCUGCAGCUAAGAAAAAGCUGAAGGAGUUUCAGCAGAAGGGCUCUCCUAGUGUGGGAGUGGAAAAGGGUGGAGGAGGAGGAGGAGGUGGUGGUGGAGCAGGGGCCAAAAAGAAGAGGAAGGUGAAGGGACUGAACCAACAUGAUGCAUCUUCAACAGGCAGAAACUCUCCAGACAAUUUUGACAAUAUUCUGAAAGCACUUAGUCAAAGCAAUGGAGUAGUUCUACCUCCUAAUGGCAACAGUCAGACCUUUGCUGACGUGGAGUCCGUCGGGUCACCAGUCCCCCAGCUGCUGGAGGACCCGAAGGCAGAGCCUGACCGCGGCUCGCCUGUGCCUAACCCCGCUAGCGCUAACACUCCUACUAAUCCCGAAUCUGUCGGUCACAACACUGACCUGCAGGACUAUACCGACACCAAUGGCAAUGGGAGUUUAACUGAAGAAAAAAGACCACUGUCUUCCACAGAGAGCCUGCGACAGCUCUCCCAGCAGCUGAACGGCCUGGUCUCUGGGUCAUCUGCUGCAUAUGUGAAUGGAGACAGUCCCCCUGCCAUGGGUGAGAGAGAGCUGGAGGGUCGGAACCAGGAGCUGUCAGCCGCCCUGGAGUCCAGCAACCUAACAAACUCUCAGCUAAAUACCAAGUUAGACCAGCUGGCACAGCAAUCUCAGGUGCUCUCUGAACAGCUGCAAAAGGAGCGGAAAGAAUUUGAUCAGAAAUCUUCGAAAGAGCAGGGAGCCAUGCGGGAGCAAUUACAGGUUCACAUCCAGACUAUUGGAAUACUGGUAUCUGAGAAAUCAGAGCUCCAAACAGCACUACAAUACACACAACAUGCUGCGCGGCAGAAAGCAGCUGAGGCAGAGGACUUGAAUAACCGUCUGCAGGGAACAAAGCAGAGAGUAUCCGAGCUGGAGAGAACUCUCUCUUCUGUCUCAACACAGCAAAAACAGUUUGAAAAGCAAAACAAAGAGUUUGAAAAGGCGAGAGACAGCCUGAGACUAGAGGUGUUUAGACUAAACAAUUUGAGUGAGGAGUCGAAGCAGCAGGGCUCAGAGCUGUCAGAGCAGAUAAAGCUGAGAACACAGGAGAAUGGAGCAAUGAGGAUGGAGUUGGAAGAUCUUCGCAAGAGACUCGAGAUAGCUGACCUCAUGUUGCAACAGUGCUCCAGCCAGUCAGAUCCCUCUAAUGCCACCCAGCAGGUCCAGUUACUGCUGGGAGAGAAGCAGCAGCUGGAGGCACACAAUCACCAGCUGAUGGAGUCGAUAUCCCAGCUGCAGACGGAGAGAGACUGCUAUGCAGAGCAGAUCCAGGAGGAGGGCCGUGUAUGGAAGGACAAAACAGAACAGCUGCUAACACAGGUUUCUUUGGUUGCAGAGGAAAGGGACAGAAACAUCAACCGAGUCCAAGACCUGGAAGCCAGCAUCACAGAGCUGCAACAUGUAGCAGCGUUGCUGUCCCAGGAGAGAGAGGCUCAGGAUAAUGCGGAGCCUCAGUCCUCGGGGCCCUCAGAGAGCGAGGUGGCUCUGCAGGAGGCCCUCAACGCUCUGCAUCAGGAGAAAGAUGCUCUCACUGCACAGUACCAGGCACAGCUGCGAGAUAACGAGCAGCUGAGCCGCAUGUGUACAGAGCAGGAGACACGUCUGGGAGAGCUGGAGCGGCAGUUAGAGAGCCAGGUCCAGGAGGACGGGGACCGCCGACGCAUGUUAGAGGAUGUUCAGUCAGAUAAGGCCACCAUUAGCCGAGCUCUCACUCAGAACCGAACGCUGAAGGACCAGCUGGCUGAGCUACAGAACGGAUUUGUCAAACUGACCAAUGAGAACAUGGAGCUGACCGAUGCCAUCCAGACAGAGCAACAUGUGAAAAAGGAGCUGGCUCGCAGAAUGGGUGAACUGCAAGAGGAAAUGCACAACUUCAAGGAGCAGCUGGAACUGAAGAGUCAGGACACUCAGGGUCUGAUGGAGCAGAGGGACCAGGUGGCCGCCCAGCUGCAGCAGUACUGUGCCGGCUACCAGACCCUGGUCUCAGAGAGGGAACAGAUCCACCACCAGUACCUGAAGCAGAUCCAGCUCAUGGACCGGCUGCAGCACGAUGAGAGCCAGGGCCGCAUGCACUUGGAGAUCAGUCAGAAUCAGCUCAAGCAAGCGCAGGAUUAUUUGGAUCUUUUGGUCAAAGACAACGAUCAGCUGAAGGCGGAGGUGAAGGAUCUGCUGAACAGUUCAGCGCUUGGCUCGGCCAGAGACCAAGGAGAUGGAGUGGAGAGCCAGUCCAUGCAAGAGAGCUCAGAGCGGUCCACCUCCAUAGUCAUCCCAGAAGACUUUGAGAGCAAGAAAGACAUGGAGGAGUUUAUCCGUGGAGCUUUGACUCGGGUUGAGGCGGAGAGGGACGAGGCCAGAAGGCAACUGGAGGAGGAGCACAGGCACCACAUGGCGGCCAGGCACCAGGCCUCUAUGGCCCUCAGCCUGGAGCAGCAGCACCACAGCCACUCAGAUGUUCACGACCAUGACCAUCACCAUGAUCAUGAGCAUGACCACGAGCAUCACCAUGAUCAUGACCACGACCAUGAUCACCACCAGGACCAUGAUCAUGACCAUCCCCAUGAUCAUGACCACGACCAUCACCAUGACCAUCACCAUGAGCACGAUCCCUCUCAGGACCCGCACAGUCACUGUGAACACGGCCAUGAGCAUUCAGAAUACAUUACGUAUAAUUUAACCAUGCCGCUCUUUCUCUCAGCUGCAGAAGCCAUGGAGGUCUUCCCUCUGUCGGAGACCAACCCCGGCCUGGAAGUCCCCUCGUCACAGGCCCAGUCGAGUGGGACGUCCCAGACUGACUCCAAGUCCCUGGGGCCCAAAGAGGACGGCACAGCCCAGCAGAUCAUGCAGCUGCUCCAAGAGAUCCAGAACCCCCAGGGAGCGCUCAGAUCACCCCCCUUCCUCGGGGAGAACCCCUGCAUCCCCUUCUUCUACCGGCCUGACGAGCAGGACGAAGUCAAGAUCCUGGUGGUGUGAGGUGUGUGUGUGAGACAGAGGUUGAUGUGUGUGUAUGAGAUAUUGGACAUGUCUUGAAGUCUGGGGAUCAUUGAACACCACAGUUUGUAGCUUGUUGAUCAUAUACUCACAAACACUCCUGAAGAAAUAUGGCACCCUGCAACACUGGUCCCAGAAUGUGUUUGACCUGGUUACAUUAAAAACACCCACUCCCAGUUCUGUGUGGUGGCACUAAUGUGUGCAUGGUUCAAAAGAGAGUAUUAUCUAUAUGUUGUUUACUAUGUUGUCUUUUUUGUCUACGAUGCUCUUCCCAGAGAGAUAACCAGUAUCUGAUUAUUCUCCAAACCACCAUUUCUAUUCACCAUCCCUCGUCUCCUAUUUUACACAUAAGUGCAAUAAAGGGGCCGUAUACUGAGUCUCCUUUCUGAUACAGUACCUAAAGAGCUGUUCAAAAUAAGGAGCCUGUUCACUAUAGUGCAAAUAUCAGUUUUACAAAAAUUCAUUGUACAAAUGCCAAAAAAGAGCAUCACGUUUGAAUGUAAUAACCCGGAUAUUUACCCGUAUGUUUGUGUGAUGAGAGGAGAGCUGAUGAUGGUGGUGCACGAGGAGAAGAGAGAUGCAGAGUGAGAUGUAAGUUAAAAGUCAAGUUAAGAGUGCAUAUAAUAGCUUUUGAAUUGUUAGCGCUGUUAUGUAGUCAAGUUAAAAGCUUGCUAGUUACAUGAUGAGGUUCAGAAAAGAUGGAUGCAGGUGUCGCAGAACGUUACCUUUUCUCUACUUUUUCCUCCAAACACUGAAAAGCGUCUUCUGUCUGUACAGCGUGUAAUGUUAAUAUAUGUGAAAUGUUUGUGUUGUGAUGUCAAACAUCCUGUUCAACUGAGAGAAGGAGGGGAUAGAUGCAAUUUAAAGACCCCAUGAUAAAAGAAAACACAUUUUAAGUCAAAGUUGUUUAGGAAUAAUUAAUAAUCAUUUAUAAUUCAGAACAAUUCUAAAGCUGUGGUUGCUAUGCUUUGGGCUGCUUUCCGCAUUGACGUUUUUUCCCAGUUUUACUUUGUCAUUAGCAUGAUAGAGAUAAGGUGCAAUAACUUGAGGGAUACAGGAAGUAUGAUACAUUCUCUUUAUCUGCACUCAUAAUUCAUCUUUCUUCUUCAAAUGUCCUUAAUCUCAGACAUUUUGUUGGCCUCAUCAAAAAAUAUCCACUCUUUAUUUAUUUAUUUUGUUCCCUUAUCAAAGCUGCUCAUCCCGAACCGUAAUUUCAUGGGGUCUUUAAGUUAACACAUUGACACUAUUGAUAAGAACCAGUUUGUUUUCCAGUUACAUUUGCUUGUAGUUCCACAUAUCAAAUAUGAAUGAAUCCAAAUCCUUUACAACUGGACUGUGAGUGUGUGUGAUGCGUGUGUGUGAGAUCCAAACUGUUUCCUCUCCAGGCGAAGUUGCAUCUGUUGUACUUUUUUGUAGAGUUCUAUCAGUUUAUAUAAGUAACAUUGCACUAAAACUGUACAAAGCUUCUCAUUCGGCUCUGUCCUUUGUGGCUGGUUGGACAGUGGUAGAGCUUCAAAGCCUGUUUAAUAAAUUCUGUGGAGGAAACGUUGAAUCCUAUGAAGCCACACCAAAGCUGAGGGUUCCAGCUGAUGCAAAUGAUUGAAAGUGUGUGUGCGUGCAGUGUUGCAUUUGGAGGAUGUAUCGUAAAUAUGAACAGAAGGAGCAUGUGACGUUAUUCCCAAAGCUGUGGGACCGAUCAGAAUUUGUGAAAACGAACAUCUCUUUCCGAAACUAGUCAAAACGUGUUAUGCAACACUUGAGUGAAUUUUCUUUUGGGCAUUGGAAACGCUUUUUUCUGAAUUUAAGAUGUUGCAAGUGCCUAGCUUUACAUGAGAGAUGCUCUUGUUCAUAAAUGUAGAUUGGCGGAUGGAUUGAUUUGAUUGACACUUCUUCACUGUAAAGCUCUUUCCCUUUGCUACUAAUAACUAAGAGUUAUCACGGCUUAAAAUAUCCAUUUAAAGACCAAAUCAUGGCAAAGGCCUCUGUUUUUUUUAGAGUCUUUCCAUGGUUUGAAUAUGCAAGGACAUGAGGCUCUUACUGCAAGUCUUACUAAAAUCCCACUCACUACUUUUGGAGGUAUUUUAACCUUCUCAUUUGGAUGUUUUUGAAUUUUAAGAUCCUCUCUGAUGUGUUUUACUUUCAGGUAGAAAACACAUUUGUUCGGUUAUUGAAUUGCACAUUUGAUAUUUAUCACUGAAUGCAACAGGACAGAAAGUGUUAGUGCAAAUUGUGGUAUUUUUUGCCUAUUAUUAUAGAACAAAAAAGUCAUAUGUGGAGGCCAUAAGGCAAAGUAAACAUUGUUGCGUCUUCCUUAAACCACAGCACUUUGAUAGUACCAGGUGGUUUUGGGAUAAAUGUACUUAAUCAUUCUUGAUUAAAAAAAUUCCUCGCUUCUUAGCAUUCUGUCACUUUUUGGUUUCCUUUGAAACAUGCCACAAUAUAUAUGUUUCCUUUUUAUUUUGUUUUUGGUCUGACCAAAAGGUAAAUAUACAAUAAAAAUAAUUGUAGUGUUUUUGCGGGGCUUACGAAAUCAACUGGGAUAAAAUUACUUUCCAUACUUUCUAAUUCACUGUUAAAUAUUUAAUGCGUGAUUGAAACAAAAAGCAAUGGGAAAGCAUUUAUUGUCUUUACUGUAAAAGAGGUGGUGUAAAUACUGUAACUGUAACAUAUUGUAUAUUCAUUAUGCCUGGUGUGUGGGGGAAGUGCUGCUCUGCCAUGUUCACAGGCAGUGCGGACAGUGUGUCUGAAGUUUGUCCAGAGUCGAGGUGUGGGCGGUUACUGACUGGCUGUGAUUUAAUACAAAGAUUGACUUAAGAAAAUAUUCUAUUUAUUUGGAAUAAGUUAGUAUCUCAACUAAUCAGUUUUAAUGUAAAAUAGAAGUGGAUGGAAAUGAAGGAUCAUUCAGAGAACUGAUUUGUUCGAGGGCUGCUUCUGACAGAAGCUUUCUGAUUUUUUGUUUUGUUUCCCUUGAGUAAUAUUUUCUCUCCUUCUCCUGAAUAAAACUGAUUGAGCAACUUCAAAACA